UUGCGUUCUGUACGUAUGUGUGUACCGUAUCUCGUGUGUGGUUCAUGCUUGUGUCUUCAUGGAUGCAUCACCCUUGUCAAAUUGUCCAACAGCACUCAUCAUUCUAAAGAGCACAGAUCAUCUCUGAACAUAGCGAACAUGGACAUGGAAUUCGAGGCCAUUUAUGAAAAUAUGAAACCCCAAAAUACUAACAGAAUUACAGUCGGACCUCAGACACAGAGUCGGAACCGGACCGAAGCUAAAGAAAGCAGACGAUGGUUUGUGCUGAUCACAGUGGGUCUUGGGAUCUUCUGUGCUCUUCUUGUUGUCACUCUUAUAGUGCUGUAUAGCCAUCUCACAGCAGAGAGAGAUCGGAUGGAGAUGAGAUAUAAGAACCUUAAAGAAUACUUGGAUACUCAUAACUAUGACUCUAUGAGUGGGGAUAACUCGGACGAGAGUGAUACACUUAUGGAGAGUAUUUCAGGGUCAUGCAGAUAUUUCAUAUCCUGUGAGAAGAAGAACUGGACUGACAGCAGACGGUUCUGUAGAGAUCGUGGUGGAGAUCUGGUCAUCAUCAACACUGAAAAAGAACAGAGAUACAUAUCUUCAGUGAUUACAGACACCAUGUGGAUUGGUUUGUCUGAUAUGGAGAAUGAGGGCGUCAUGCAGUGGGUGGAUAAUUCAGCAGUUGAUGUGAAGUUUUGGAUCUCUGGUGAACCAAAUGAUGCACGUGAAGAUGAAGACUGUGUUCAUAUGGUGUCUUCAUAUCCACCUAAACAAAACUGGAAUGAUCAGCCCUGCACAGAAGAGAGACGGUGGAUUUGUGAGAAUUAGAUCAUUUCUGCAUUCAUCUAAGAAAUUGUAAUGGUUUGUACCUGUACACCAGUUGUCUCAUUGCUUUGCAAAAUGAACAUUACAACUAUUUAAAUGAUACAAUAGGCUACAUUGUAACAUGCCCUACUAACGUUACUUGUUAACUUGAAGAAAUUGCUCAACAAAACCAGUGAGACCGUAAAAAUAAAUUAUUGUUGUUGCAAAAAAAUACCAAAGCACGACCCGAAGAGUUCGCGUUUAUGCUUUGUCUCCAUACUGGUGUAAUUACAACAUCUACCAGCAGAGGUCGACAGCAUCACGUAACCAGCCAAACCCUUAGCAGUUGUAGGACGUGAAAAAAAGCUUUUCUGGUUAUCUCUCAGACCAUAUUUCAUUUCACAGUCUCACACAAAGCAGUAUGUGCUCAUUUUAAUUGAAAUGUAGUAUUUCUGUAGCUUAAAAAGUACAGCACGGUGCGAGCAGCAAUGCAUUGCAGAAACGAAUAAAACAAUAUUUAUGAAAUAUUGUUACAGUAAAACAAAUCCAUAUGGUGACGCUUAGAGAUUUUGCAAAUAAUAUAUGUUAAAGUUCACCCAAAAAUGAAAAUUCUGUCAUCAUUUUCUCACCCACAGGUUGUUCCACAUCUAUAUACAUUUGUUUGUUUUAUUGAACACAACGGAAGAUAUUUGAAAGAAUGUCAGUAACCAAACAGAUCUCAUGCCCAUUUACUGCCAUAGUAGGGAAAAUAAAUACUAUGGGAGUCAAUGGGGGAUGAGAUCUGUUUGGUCCAGAGGUGUAUAGUACUUGAGUAUUUUACUCUCAGGGAUCAAGUAUCUUUACUUUUGUUUACUAGUGUUUUUACUUUGGAAAUGUUUUACUUCCAUACAUUAUAAAGCAUGGCAUAUAUCAUACUUUUUACUCAACUGCAUUUGAAAACUACAUGGCAAUUUUUA
Triplophysa rosa is the source of this 1745-nucleotide messenger RNA. RefSeq names its product C-type lectin domain family 4 member E-like. Gene Ontology annotation, biological process: biological process involved in interspecies interaction between organisms. Gene Ontology annotation, molecular function: fucose binding; D-mannose binding. The transcript has 6 exons. The coding region runs from base 16 to 813 and encodes 265 amino acids. Gene Ontology annotation, cellular component: external side of plasma membrane. The record is from RefSeq and is a predicted model, not a curated record. NCBI's taxonomy places the organism in Eukaryota, Metazoa, Chordata, Actinopteri, Cypriniformes, Nemacheilidae.